CUGUCUGGAUAUCAGGUCUCAUCUCUUCAUUUUCGUGGUCCCCAUCCUCUUAAUAGCGCUUUUGGGAGCACCAUAAUCCCGCGGCCCAGGCCGUAUCCUAUCAUUUAUCUCACUGUAUAUAUCCAUCACAAGCCCUCACGUGGCCCACUGCGGCAGAAUUCUUUCCCGAUUGAGGAACAUCUUUUUGACUGACCUAGGGCGUCAAUCAACCACACAUUUGCACAGAAUGACGAAAGAUUGGGAUCCUCUUCGCGAUGAAAUCAAGCAACUUUAUCAGGUAGAAGAUCGAAAGCUCAUCGAGGUGAUGCGCAUCAUCCAAGGCCGGCAUGGCUUCAAAGCUUCUGAAAGGUCGUACCGCACGCAAAUGCGGAAAUGGGGCUAUAUGAAGUACAGCACCGAAGAUUUUCCAAAACCGAAUCGAAACUCGCAUCCUUCAAGAAAGCGUCUGGGGUCAGCUUCGGCUGUCAAAGGGGUGAGAGCUGCUUCUGCUUUGCCUCUCGCUGCCGAUUCAUUCAACCCAAGGCGUCCAUCUGCUGGGAUGGCUCCAGGGCUCUUGCCGGGACCAGACGGCGCAAGCCCGUCAUAUAUGAAUGGCGCUCAUUCCUUGAACUUGGACAACCAUGUGUCUCGAUCUUUUCAAAACACCGCUGGAACAGACACAGAAUGGCCCACCUAUACUGUUUUUCAUCAGAGCACUAGUAAUCGAAGAACGGACCUUCACCUUGCAGUGUUAGGACAGGAUGAGCAACAAGUACAGCGAUUGCUAUUCGAUGGAUUUUGUGUCAAGGAUGAAGACAACGUCAGCAACCAGCCUCUGCACUACGCGAUGAACGGAACAUCAGAGAAUAUUGUCAGCCUUCUGAUAAAGUAUGGCGCAGAUGUCAACGCAAAGGGCCAGCUAGGACGCUCUCCGCUUCAUCUCGCUGUCUCUAAAGUGCAUUUCACUCGUCAUCUUCUGACUGCUGGCGCAGACGCUAACCUCCAAGACAAAAAUGGGGAUACCCCUGUCCAUCUUGCUGUACUAGACUUUGUGCAAAAAAAGGGAGGCUUCAGUACGCAACGGUCCUUGUCUGCACUCUACGCCAUGAUAGACGCGAAAUGCGACCUCAACUCGAGCAACUUAGCAGGGAUGACCCCCUUCCAUGGCUUACUCACUAAAGAUCCACCUCACAGUGGGGAAGGCGUCUCAGAAAGUCAGCUUCACUGUCUUUACAACGGAGCCAGUCCAACUCAACCUUAUCCUGAUGCGAGAACUCCUCUGCAGGUGCUUCUUUCAUAUGAUCUCCAGACUAGCCCGGUUACGAAAUGGGGACGAGCAAAAUGCGACGUCAUCAGGUUCUUAAUCGAGAAAGGAGCUGAUCCACAAACCAAGUUUCCCUCCGGAAAGACCUUAGUGUCGGAAUACUUUGAACGUACUAGAUGGGAAACAUAUGGUUACAAACCUGAUCAUGGACUAGGCAAGGCACUGUGCAAACAUGCUGACCUCAUGCCAUUGUCGGGCUCCGAUGGGAGGCUAAGGGAAUCGCUACUGCAUACACUGGCAAAAUUCAGUGUCAGUGGCCCCUUGUCUGGGACCUUCGACAUCGUUGCCCUCUUCAAGGCUGUUUUGCAAAGAGGGGCAGAUCCAAACCUACCAGACAAGGAGGGAAAGACGCCUUUGCUCCUAUUAUUCCCAACCAAGGGCAACGUGUCAGAGACUGUUUUGAGGGCCAGAGAACUCAUGAUGAAACAAGGAGGAAAUCCUUUCAUAGCAGACUCUUCUGGCAAGAGCCCUGUACGCGCAGCUUCAGAAGUUCGACAAACCCGACUAAGUGUUGACUACGUAUAUCAUCUUUUGAAGUCCACACUCGACUCAAAUGAGAUCUCAUCCGCUCCCAGGGAACGGGAAUCGUCUGCAAGGGAGUGUCGGUGGAACGACUGGGAUUCGGCAGCGAGCGCAAAUGACUGGGACCAAGCCAUGAAAAUCAUUAGAGACUCCCAGCCUACUAGUAUAUGCCGCGAUUCGGGGAUGGGCAACUUGAGGAAAGGGGCAUACACGGCUCUUGCAGAGCGGCACCUAAAAGCACUGGACACAACACUUCAGAGUCCUGAGGAGACUCUGCAACGGAGGAAGCGCAUCGCCCAAAUCCUCCAUGAUUGUCAGUCAUUAGACGUAAAGACGGACAUGCGGUAUUAUCACGAGCUAGUACGGCUUUCUCUCUAACGCAAUGUUCUAU
This is a messenger RNA of Colletotrichum godetiae, 2216 nucleotides long. Its product is annotated as ankyrin repeat-containing domain protein. The record is from RefSeq and is a predicted model, not a curated record. Gene Ontology annotation, molecular function: transcription cis-regulatory region binding; protein binding. The coding region runs from base 227 to 2203 and encodes 658 amino acids. The transcript is spliced from 3 exons. Gene Ontology annotation, biological process: positive regulation of transcription by RNA polymerase II. NCBI's taxonomy places the organism in Eukaryota, Fungi, Ascomycota, Sordariomycetes, Glomerellales, Glomerellaceae. Gene Ontology annotation, cellular component: nucleus.